CGGGCCGCGGCGGGAGGGGGCCGGAGCCGAGAGGGGCCGGAGCCCGGCGGGACAGGGGCGCGAGGCGCUGCGGAGAUGGAGCAGCAGCCGCCGAAAGAGAAAGUGAUGUAAGUCACUCACUCGCGAGACACAGAGGUCAGAGCUAAGAAGAAAGGCCAGGAGGAAGAUGGCCUGGCCAGCUGGCUUUCGGAGAGGCACCCUCAUCUCCCAGUUCAGCCAUCACCACGUCGUUGUAUUCCUGCUCACCUUCUUCAGUUAUUCAUUGCUCCAUGCUUCCAGGAAAACAUUUAGCAAUGUCAAAGUCAGUAUCUCUAGGCAGUGGACCCCGACUGCUUUCAACAAGUCAGCCGAGCUGCCUGUGGAGAUUUGGAGCAGCAACCGUCUGUUUCCCAGUGCAGAGGAGGCCACGCUUUUCCUAGGAACACUGGACACCAUUUUUCUCUUCUCUUACGCUGUGGGCCUUUUCAUCAGCGGCAUAGUUGGGGACCGGCUUAAUUUACGAGGCUUCCUGUCUUUUGGCAUGUGUUCUUCUGCGUUAGUGGUGUUUGUCUUCGGCACCCUCACGGAGUGGCUGCAUUUCUACAACAAGUGGUUCUACUGCUCCCUGUGGAUCGUCAACGGCCUGCUUCAGUCCACUGGCUGGCCCUGCGUGGUCGCGGUGAUGGGCAACUGGUUUGGGAAAGCCGGGCGAGGAGUCAUUUUUGGCCUCUGGAGUGCCUGCGCUUCUGUGGGCAACAUUUUGGGAGCUUUCCUGGCUUCUUCUGUCCUGCAGUAUGGUUAUGAGUAUGCCUUCCUGGUGACGGCGUCUGUGCAGUUCGCUGGUGGAAUCGUCAUCUUCUUUGGGCUCUUGGUGUCACCAGAGGAAAUCGGUCUCCCAGGUGUCGAGGCAGAAGACACUCUUGAAGAAGACUCGCACAGGCCGUUAAUUAAUGGUGCUGAAGAUGAAGAUGAGUGUGAGCCUGGUUACUCAGUCCAGGCGGGUGAUGCUGCGGUCACCCAGGUCAAGGCAAUAAGCUUCUCUCAGGCCUGUUGCCUCCCUGGAGUUAUACUGUAUUCACUGGCCUAUGCCUGCUUGAAGUUGGUGAAUUACUCCUUCUUCUUCUGGCUGCCCUUUUACCUGAGCAACAACUUUGAGUGGAAAGAGGCCGAAGCUGACCAGCUGUCCAUCUGGUACGAUGUAGGCGGAAUCAUAGGUGGCACCCUGCAGGGCUUCAUCUCCGACCUGCUGCAGAAGAGAGCCCCUGUUUUGGCGCUGAGCCUGCUGCUGGCGACCGGGGCCCUCGUGGGAUAUAGUCGCUCUCCUGAUGAUAAGUCCGUUAACGCACUUCUGAUGGCGGUCACAGGGUUUUUUAUUGGUGGACCUUCUAACAUGAUCAGCUCUGCGAUCUCUGCGGAUCUGGGGCGCCAGGAGCUAGUCCGAGGGAGCAGUGAGGCUUUGGCCACAGUCACAGGCAUCAUUGAUGGAACUGGGAGCGUCGGUGCCGCGGUGGGCCAGUUUCUGGUGUCUUUGAUCCAGGACAAACUUGGAUGGAUGUGGGUUUUCUAUUUUUUCAUUCUCAUGACGGGCUGUACCAUUGCAUUCAUCUCACCAUUAAUUGUGAGGGAAGUAGGCCAUCUUGUGCAGAGGAGGCAGGCUCGUACGUUGAAUGACUGACUGGGGCCCUCCAGAGAAAAAGACAGCGGGGGACACUGGGACGUCGCCCGGAGCUCCACCAUAGCCUUGGGUCGUCAAGCCUGCUCCCGGGUGUCGGCUGCCUGUGAGGGGCCGACUGCCCCGGCAGGCUGGGUGAUUUUUCUACACUACACGAUUGUUGUUGACGAUUGGCUUCCGUGUCUCAUGUGUGUACCGCACACCUGCCAGCCUCUUUGUCUGGCCAGUCGAGGCUCUUUGCUUUGGCCUCACGUACCCGGCUGGUUGCCGGCUCUCCUUCUCUAGCCUUGAAAGCUGGGUGAACAGGAGGCAGGGUCACCCGUGGCUUGUGUCUGCAGUGUGCUCCACGAACAGAAGGGUCAUUGCGCCUGGCUUUGUCAUGAGUCUUUACGUUAAAGCCUGGUGCUCAGGCUGGACUGAGCCUGAGCCUGUCGUGGACAGAGUGCCUCCUGCCCAUCUGGUGGGCAAGGACACACGAUGCACCAGGGGCUCCAUCGCUGUCUGUCCCAUCGAAGGUCAUCUGAAAGUCAUCCUGCCCCAGAAGCAAAAUACCUUCAAAUCCUGGUCACCCUGCUCCGCCCCAGCCUCAUUCAGAAUUCACUUGACUCCAGAACGCACCUAGCCUUCCUUUUGGGGGGCGCAUAAGGCACAUCUGUUAUCUCGAACAUUCCAGCGAGUGACUCGCAGCAAAGGAGUCGGCCCUGGAUUUGCCGUGUGGGGGCUUUAGGACCACUGUAGAAGCCAGCCUGCUUGGCCCUGUGCACAGAGGCUUGAUCGCCGUCACAGCCGGCUUCCUUGAGUUUCCUCAGCAGACAGCUAGAAUUAGGAGGAGACUGCGUUAUGCUAGUGAGUGUAACAUAGGUGACAUUGAGUCACAUCGGUGGAUUACUGGGGCCUGAUGGCGUCUGUUCGUUAGAGAAUCAUGGAGUGUCUGUCUUCAAGGCUGUGGGUUCUGUAGUAAUUACUGAUAUUUUAAGGUCAUUCUGUACAUGGGUUUUAAAUUAUAUGAGCAAACUAGGGGGGAAAUGUGCAAUUUUGAGGGAACCCUGAUUUGCAUUGGGCUGGGGAAUAUUUUUCAGCGUCUUACUUUAUACUCUGAAACGUGAUUUGUUUAUGAACUUGAUAAAUGAAUGCUAUUAAAUCAAAUUUCCAAUCAGUAAUACUGCUUAUUACUGAGAAAAAGGGAAAAUAUGAAACACAGAAAGGAAAAAUAAACUGGCUUUUCUAGUAAAUCACAUGUCCGUUUCUCUGGUCUGAGCCCUGAAGUUUCCAGUCUGGCCCGUGCUGUGGGAUUUCCCGAGGCCGCCCGGUCCCUCCCGCUCCCACACUAGCCCUGCGUUCCCCUUCUCUGAGGAGCUGCGGGGGGGCUUCCUGGGACGCCUGUGAAGCACGUGAGAUUGUGCUGAGUCUGGGUGGAUUGCCGAGUUUUAACUUAAGAGUUGUUUGUAGACAAACCCCAUUUUUAAGGUUGAACCUCUUUCGGACGUGUGGCACAGAGACCGUUUCUCCUCCCCCCACGUAAUCCACAUAGUCGCAUCUGAGUGCCCCUGUCCCAGCCUGUUUUCUCUCCAGUGUGAACCGGGCAGGCGUGAGUGCUACACAGAACUCCCUAGAGCCCCUGUCUGUCCCCGUCUUAGUCUCCUAGAGCUGGUGCAACAGAAACAACCACAAGAGGGUGACUUUAACCAACAGAAAUUUAUUUUCUUACGGUUAGGAGGAUAGAAGUCCGAAUUCAGGGCGCAGGCUCAAGGGGAGGGCCCUCCUGUUGGCUCUGGGGGAAGGUCUUUGUCUGUAGCCCCAGUGUUCCUUGAUUCCUUGGUGAACCCCCUGUGACAUUUGUCUCUCCCAACCCUGGUGGUGUAGUGGUUAAGUGCUAACCAAAGGGUCGACAGUUCGAAUCUGCCAGGCGCUCCUUGGAAAAUCUAUGGGGCAGUUCUACUCUGUCCUGUAGGGUCGCUAUGAGUUGAAAUCGACUCAGUGGCACUGGGUUUCUCUCUGCCUAAUCUGUUUUUAAAUCUCAACAGUGAUUAGGUUUAAGACACACCCUACAUGGAUAUGACCUCAUUGACAUAACAAAACUCUAUUCCCAAAUGGGAUUACAUCCAUAGGUAUGUUGUUGUUAAUUGAUUUCAACUCAUAGAGACACUAUAGGACAGAGUAGAAAAGCCCCAGAGGGUUUCCAAGGAGCAGCUGAUGGAUUUGAACUUGCAAACCUUUUGGUUAGCAGCUGAGCUCUUAACCGCUAUGCCACCAGGGCUCCAUCCGUAGGUAUGGGGUUAGGAUCCUGACACAUUUUUGGGAGAUGCAAUUCAAUCUGUAAUAGUAUGUGGAAUAAAAUUAUAAACAAGAUAGAUACUCACCUGUGAAGGAAAUUGUAUAUUGCACUGUGGAGAUAAUUUUCUUAUUGUUCUAGUCUGGGAGUCUACAUAGGAGUUAACUUUAAAGAACUUCUAAGAGCAGGCUUCACUUUGUUCAUUUUUUCCCCUGAAGGAAAGGCCAUCAGGAAUUGGUGUCAGCUCUUCUCUCAGUGCUUGGUAGAAUUCUCCAGUGAUGCCAUCUGGGCCAGGACCUUUUCUAUGAUCUCUUCAAGUUCUUUGUUAAAGGUCUGUUCAAAAUUUCUACCUCGAUUUGUGUUAGUUUAGGUAGGUAGUGUGUUUCUAGAAAUUUGUCCAUCUCUUCUAAGUUUUCAAAUUUGUUGGAGUACAGUUCUUCAUAGUAUUCUGUUAUGAUCCUUUUAAUUUCAGUUGGGUCUGUGGUGAUGUCACUGAUCUCAUUUCUUAUUUGUGUUGUUUGCAUCUUCUUUUCCUUUGUUAGUUUGGCCAGUGGUUUGCCAAUUUUAUUGAUCCUUUCAAAGAACCAACUUCUAGUCUUACUGAUUCUUUUGAUUGUUUUUCUGUUUUCCGAUUUUGUUUAUUUCAGCUCUGACAUUUAUUUGGAUAUGUUAUUAGGAGGGACCAGUCCCUGGAGAAGGACAUCAUGCUUGGUAAAGUAGAGGGUCAGCAACAAAGACGAAGACCCUUAAUGAGAUGGCUUGAUACAGUAGCUGCAACAAUGGGCUCAAGCAUAACAACGGUUGUGAGGACGGUGCAGAAUUGCACAGUGCUUUGUUCCGUUGUACAUAGAGUCUCUGUGAGUCGGAACGGACAGGACGGCACCUAACAAUAACAACAGCAACCUUUAUUAUUUCCUUCCUGUUGGUUGCUGUGGGCUUCUUUCACUGUUCGUUUUCUAUUCAUGUUGUAGGGUUAAGGUGUUGAUUCUGAUGUGUUUAUUGCUAUGAAUUGACCUUUGAGCACUGCUUUUGCUGGGUCCCAAAGGUUUUGUUAUGUUGUGUUUUCAUUCUCAUUUGAUUCUAGGAAUUUUUUAAUUUCAUUUUUAAUUUUUUCUGUUACUUAGUGGUUUUUAAGCAAGGUGUUAAUCAGUUUCCAUGUAUUUGAUUUUUUCCCUUGUUCUUCCUGUUAACUGAUUUCUACUUUCAUAGCGUUGUGAUUGAAGAAGAUGGUUUGUAUUAUUUUGAUAUUUUUUGAUUUAUUGAGGCUUUGCUUUGUGGCCUAAAAGAUGGCCUAUUCUGGAGAGUGAUCCAUGUGCUUUGCUGCUGUUGGGCGGAGUGUUCUGUAUAUGUCUAUGAGGUUGAGUUAAUUGAUGGUGAUGUUUAGGUGUGCUGUAUCUUUGAGUUUCUUCCUAGAUGUUCUGUCCUUCGUCGAAAGUGGUGUGUUAAAGUCUCCUACAAUUAUUGUCGAUUAAGUUAAAGUCUCCUACAGUUACUGUCGAACUGCCUGUUUGUCUUUUCAAUACUGUUAGAGUUGGUGUUAUGUAUUUUGGAAUUCAUUCAUUGGGUAUGUAAUUGUUAUGGUUAUGUCCUCUUGGUGAAUUGUCACUUUAAUGAAUAUAUAGUGCCCUUCCUUGUCUCUUAUGUUGGAUUUUGCCUGAAAGUCUGUUUUAUCUGAGGUUAAUAUUGUCACUCCUCUCUUUUGGUUACUGUUUGCUUGAUAAAUUUUUGUUUCUAUCCUUUGAUUUUUAGCUUAUUUUUAUCUUUGUGUCUAAUA
This is a messenger RNA of Loxodonta africana (African savanna elephant), 5697 nucleotides long. It is a transcript of the gene SLC37A3, whose product is annotated as solute carrier family 37 member 3. Gene Ontology annotation, biological process: transmembrane transport. The coding region runs from base 167 to 1654 and encodes 495 amino acids. Gene Ontology annotation, molecular function: transmembrane transporter activity. Gene Ontology annotation, cellular component: endoplasmic reticulum membrane. The record is from RefSeq and is a predicted model, not a curated record. The transcript has 15 exons. NCBI's taxonomy places the organism in Eukaryota, Metazoa, Chordata, Mammalia, Proboscidea, Elephantidae.